AUGAUUAAUUACGAUUUAAGCGAAUUCAAGAAUUUCCAAGCCCCAAUCGACGGUUACUUAAUCGCUUUGAACGAAACCUCCCCAACGAAAUUACUCAAAAUCCAAUUGAAACCUCACCUUAAAACUAUAAUACUAGUUUCCGAUUACAACGAUAGGAAUUGGGAAAUUUACGCUGCAAAAACAGGAUCGGAUUUGGUUUUGGUGAAAGAUUUAAACGAUUCCAAAACAAUAAUCAACAAUUUCCAAGGGAAGAUCAAAGCUUCGGUUUUCGACUGCGCUCCUUUCGUUGAUAUCGAUGAGGAUGGUAACGUUGCUUCCGGUUUGGAGUUGGAUAUAAUCAAAGAAGUCUUCGGAGAUGUUGAAUUUACCGUUCAUGGAGUGGAGGAACGCGUGAGUUUGUACACGAUAGUUUUGAACGAUUCGCUUACAAAGAAAACGGACGUUUCGAUGUGCUCGCAAUGGCAAUCGGUUUUAGCGAAAACCGAAGUUGAUAUCAGUUUUCCGUACACGCAAAUGUGCAUAACGUUCUUGGUGCAUAAACCUCAACUCGUUCCGAGUUCCAGAUUCGUUUAUCAACCGUUCAAAUUGGAAUUGUGGUUAGGCAUAUUCUUCCUCCUCUUGAUGAUCUCUUUCGUUGCUCGAAUCCUUCGCAAGAUGUAUGGAUUUUACUUGAUUGUGACGAUGGGAAAUAUUUGCAUGAAAGCUCUUCAAAUUUUAGUGCUUCAAGGUAUAAAGUUUCCUAACGGCGCUUUGAGAUGUCUUCUAUUCUUUUGGUUGAUCACGACGGUGCUCUUGAGCACGUAUUAUUCGGCUGGUUUUGCGAGCACUUUAACUUCGCCCGGUUAUUCGAAACCUAUAAACACUCUUCAGGAUAUGGUGGAUGAGGGAAUCCAUUGGGGAGGGCCGGAUAUGGGCAAUUACAAGACGUUGGAGGGAUUCCCGAAAGCGGCGCUGGAAAAGCUCUUGGAAAACUACGAAUUAGAGGAUAAUUUCGAUGUUGUUAACAGCAGAUUACGGACGAAGAAGUACGCGACGUACGUGAAGAUAUUCCCCAAUGUGGAAUUCGUCACGGACACCGAAUUCUUGGACUCUUACGGGCAAAGAAACCUGAAAGUUCUGCUCGAUUGCGCCGCGGAAUACUUCAUGGUCUUCGGGCUACCGAAAUCCUCGCCGCACACAGCGAUCCUCGACAAGAAAAUCCAGGCAUUCAGCGCGCACGGCUUCAUCAACCAUUGGACUUCGAAAGCUUUAACUCCAGAAUUGAAGUACAUGAAGAAUUACUUCACGAAAUCGUCGAGCGUCGCGAGGACACCUCUCAACUUGAUCAAACUGCAGGGCGCGUUCUACCUAUUGAUUGUCGGCUCGGUAAUUUCGUUGAUCGCCUUUUGCGUAGAGCAAACACACAUCGCUGCCGCGUUUAAUUUCGAAUAA
This is a messenger RNA of Nicrophorus vespilloides, 1431 nucleotides long. RefSeq lists its product as uncharacterized. The transcript has a single exon. Gene Ontology annotation, molecular function: ligand-gated monoatomic ion channel activity. Gene Ontology annotation, cellular component: membrane. The record is from RefSeq and is a predicted model, not a curated record. Bases 1 to 1431 code for a protein of 476 amino acids. NCBI's taxonomy places the organism in Eukaryota, Metazoa, Arthropoda, Insecta, Coleoptera, Silphidae.